This is a messenger RNA of Cygnus olor (mute swan), 1464 nucleotides long. It is a transcript of the gene EEF2KMT, whose product is annotated as eukaryotic elongation factor 2 lysine methyltransferase. Bases 199 to 1215 code for a protein of 338 amino acids. NCBI's taxonomy places the organism in Eukaryota, Metazoa, Chordata, Aves, Anseriformes, Anatidae. The transcript has 8 exons. The record is from RefSeq and is a predicted model, not a curated record.
CGGCGGGGUCGGGCUGGUGGUGCCGUCCCCGCGGGCCGCCGCCGCCGAGGGCCUGGAUAGCUCAGCGGGGAGAGCGUCAGACUUUUAAUGUGAGGGUCCAGGGUUCGAGCCCCUGUUCAGGCGGCGGCGCUGCUCUUUCUUGGCGCUUCCUCUUUGCGCGGCUGCUUCGCUUCACGCCCGGACGCCGCUCCCCGGGCCAUGGCGGAGCCGGAGCUGGGGCUCCGCUUCCAGCGGCGCUUCUUGGCGGCCCGGCAGCUGCGCGCCUUCCCCUGGCCGGAGCUCGAGCAGAGGCUGAGGAGCGCCCCGGAUUCCUCCCUGCUGGCCGACAUCCUGCACCAGACCAUUCUCCACCCUCUGUGUGUAAAGUAUCCCCCUUCCAUCAACUACAGAAGAUGCUUUCUAACUGAACUCAUCAAAAAGCACGAAUCCACAACAGCUGAACCCCUGGAUGAAUUGUACGAUACACUAGCAGAUAUUUUAAAUGAAGAAGAAUCUACUCACUGUUACAAAAACUACUUACUGCCUACUGGAGAAUCCGUUACUCUUUCUGAGAAUGAGGCGAUUAUCUCUCAAGGAACCACAGGGCUCGUCACAUGGGAUGCCGCUCUUCAUCUUGCUGAAUGGGCAAUGGAGAACUCCACAGUUUUCAGUAACAGGACUGUCUUGGAAUUAGGAAGUGGGAUUGGCUUCACUGGACUGGCAAUCUGCAAAACUUGCAACCCCAAGGCAUAUAUAUUUAGUGAUUACCACCAUUGUGUUCUCAAACAGCUGAUGGAAAACAUCCGUUUGAAUGGCUUUGCCGUGGAGCCUGAAACUAUUGAUCUUAUCCAAACAAAAUCUGAAGGGCAGGAGGCAGAAGGGAUGAACUACCAACAACCAAAACUAAUUGUUGCAGAGCUUGACUGGGGCUCAGUUACAGAAAAACAACUGUUGGAUCUGCAACCAGACGUCAUCAUUGCAGCAGAUGUGGUAUAUGAUCCAGAGAUAACUUUAAGCCUUAUCGGUAUGCUACAAAAACUCUCAACUUUCAGAGCAGAUGGAAAACCUCCUGAGGUCUAUAUUGCUUUCACAAUUCGUAAUCCAGACACGUAUCAUCUGUUCCAGGCUGAACUAGAUAAAGUGGGGAUUGGAUGGCAGAUUAUUCCAGCCCACAGCAACAGUAUUUUUCUCUAUGAUACUCAGUCAAACAUAACUAUUCUGCAACUAUUUAUAUAGAUUUGGUAGAUACAACACAAGUAGUUUUCAGACCAGCAAGUGCUAUCUCAUCCUUGCAACAAGACUACCUUGAAUUCCAGAAACAUACAAGAGAGACACGCACCGAGGAUACACUUCUAUGCGCAGAUUGCUGUCAAAGUGAGCUACAUUUCUUUCUGCAGUUGCCAGCAUGCAUGCAAGAAAGGAGAUGCCUCUUAGAAGUAUCUGUGUAUCUCAAGCUGUAGAAAUAAAAAAAAGCCCUAAUCAUAA